This is a messenger RNA of Leptosia nina, 1950 nucleotides long. The record is from the annotation of a GenBank genome assembly. Lineage: Eukaryota; Metazoa; Arthropoda; Insecta; Lepidoptera; Pieridae.
AUGAAGCUGCUAAUUCUACUAGGACUAAUAGCUUCAGGCUAUGGGGAUAAAUUGGAUAGGACAUAUCUACCACCCCCAAAUGCAGGGUCUGCCGGUGGAAGCCCCGGUGCAAUUACUGCUCCAGGUUCACAGUUCGGUCCCGCUGGAUUGGCCGGUCCACAUGUUAAUGGACAACAGUCUUUUGGACCAGCCAUAGGUCAAAACCAGAUCGGACAACAGGCUACACAACCUACUGGCCCUGUUUCCUCAUUUUCGGGGGCAGAUUCGAGACAACCUAGCUCAUUGUAUGGUCCAGCUAAUAGACCUAAUCAACCUAAUGCUGGCUUCAACUCUCCUUCCGAAACUGGUUCUAAUUUUGGAUCGAAUUAUCCCUCUAACUUCGAGGCGCCUUCCAGUAGUUUCAAUCAACAAGGACAAGCCAUCAACAGUCCGACAUUUAAUAACGGAAACGGACAAGCUCCAUCAAGAUUUUCCCCGCAAAAUCAACCCGAGCGUCCUCAAGCUGGUGCCGACAGAAAUGCUGAAAUUCUAAAAUAUAUAAAUGAAAACGACGGAGAUCGAUUCACUUACAGUUUUGAAACUUCCAACGGUAUAUCAGCUGAAGAAGCCGGGGUAGCUGCUGAUGGAGUUAGAGCUCAAGGUGGUUAUUCCUAUACUGGCGAUGAUGGAAAAGAAUAUUCAGUUACGUAUACUGCUGAUGAACAGGGUUUUCAGCCACAAGGAGAGCAUUUACCAACACCCCAUCCAAUUCCUGAAGAAAUAUUGAAGUCUAUCGAGAAGAAUGCACAAGCGGCGGUAGCUGGAACACAAGAAGGCGCGUACCGACCGGAAGAGUACGAAUCUGGUGAUAAUCCUGAAGGAUACAACUAUAAUGCCAACAAACCUCAGGCGCAAGGACAAGCGCCAACUCAACAAUAUAGCUCCGUACCGAAUAGGCCUAUACCUGACAACUCUGGAUUUCAAAGUACUAAACCUUUUGGUCAAAGCAGUCAGACAUUUUCCAAUUCUUUAGAUCAACCCCAAAACAAGCCUUCAAGUUUCUUUGGUUCAUUUGAACCUUCAACCCAAGGUUUAGGUCAAGGUAAUCAAGAUAGGAUAGGACAAGGAUUUGGAUCUAACAAUCAAAAUCAGUCUCCAAGACAACCCGGCUAUGACUACAAUCGCCCCCAAGCUACACAGUAUAACACUGGUUCAAGGCCUUUUAGCCCGGAUUCACAAUCUCGCCCACAAUCAACCUUCUCUAGCGGUCAGCAAACUUCAAUCAACCCAUUCAACAACCCUUCAAAUUCACAAUAUACAAGUAGACCAAGCAAUCAGCCACAACAAACCCAAUUUGGUUCCACCGGAUCCUUUAAUCAAGCAAAUCAGUAUUCUAACCAGCCUAUUUCCUCUACAACUGCUAACCAGCCUGGUGUUGGUCAGUUCAAUAAUAUCAACAAACCUUCACGUCCUCAGUAUCAAACAAAUAAUCAAGCCGCCGUUUCUGGUAACAUUUCCCCUAACCGCGGACCAGCAUCAGGUGUAGGACCAAUUCAGGCGCCUUAUCAGUAUGAUAGACCAUCUCAAUCAUUUGGCGCUAAAGAACAGAACUCACAAACAGGCUUCAACAGGCCAUCAAGUCAAGGGCAGUACCAGUCAAAUUACAACCGACCAGCUCAAGGUCUGCAGUCAAGUUUUAACCGUCCAAGCCAACUUUUAGGAUCGCGACCUCUCACUCAAGGAGCACAAUCACUUAACCAACAAAAUUACAACGGUCCUUCUCAAGGAUCUCAGCCAACUCUUUAUCGAGCUCCGGUGAAAGGAACACAAACUAACCGUCCAUCAAGCCAGGGUUCGUUCCAAGGGAAUCAGUCCAGGGAUCCAUCGCAACCUGGUUUUAGCAAUCAGGAACAAUUCAGUGGACCUCGUCAACCACCAAGCUUCAACGCUCAAGAGGGUUAUAAAUAUUAG